AGUACCACGGCCACUCCUCCACGACACUCGCUAGACUCCCUCUCUGCUUCAAUUCCACGGCCGCGCCGCACACACCACUUGCACUUACUCGUUUAAUACUGCUGCUGCUGCAUGGGCUGCUGCUAACCGCUGCUCCACCCGCUCGACCAUGGGAAAGUGGCGAUAUGGCGUGGUCCUCGACGCUGGCUCCUCGGGGACGCGCGUCCACAUCUACCGCUGGCUGAACAGCGACGCCGCGCGCAAGGGCGCAACCGACGCCCAGCUGCACGGCCUGCCCGUCAUUGAGACGGACAAGAAGUGGACCAAGAAGAUCCACCCCGGCGUCUCGACCUUCGGCGAGCACCCGCACGACGUCGGCCCCGACCACCUCGACAAGCUGCUCAGCCAUGCCCUCAAGCACAUCCCGCCCGACGACGUGCCCAACACGCCGCUCUUCCUGCUCGCCACCGCCGGCAUGCGCAUUCUGCCGCCGGUGCAGCGCAAGGAGGUGCUGAAGGAGGUCUGCGACUACGCCCGCAAGAACACCCAGUUCCAGCUGCCCGACUGCGACGUCCACGUGCAGGUCAUCCCGGGCGAGACCGAGGGCCUGUACGGCUGGAUCGCCGCAAACUACCUGCUGGGCGGCUUCGACAAGCCGCAGGACCACGCCCACGGCAAGGACCACAGCACGUACGGCUUCCUGGACAUGGGCGGCGCGUCUGCGCAGAUUGCCUUUGCGCCGAAUGCGACCGAGGCCGAGAAGCACGCCAACGACCUGACCCUGAUGCGCCUGCGCACCGUCGACGGGACCCCGCUGGAACACAAGGUCUUUGUGACGACGUGGCUGGGCUUCGGCGUCAACCAGGCGCGCCAGCGCUACGUCAAGGCUCUUCUCGAUUCGACGGCGUCCAAGGAGCUGCCGGACCCGUGUCUGCCUGCUGGGCUGGAGGUGGAGGUCACAAAGGAGGGCAAAUUCAUUGAGCUGGACUCGGACGACGAGGAUGACGACGAGGAGGAGCCUGCUGCGAAGCUGCACGGAACCGGCAAGUUCCAGGAAUGUCUGCACCAGACCUUUCCGCUGCUGGAGAAGGAGAAGGAGUGUUUGGACGAGCCCUGUCUGCUGAACGGACAGCACGUACCCGCCAUCGACUUCGACGUCAACCACUUUGUCGGCGUUUCCGAGUACUGGCACACCACGCACGAGAUCUUCGAGGGCAAGCACAAGGACAAAGCCUACGAUUUCAAGACCUACCAGGAGCGCGUGAGCGAGUUCUGCAACCAGGACUGGAAGCACAUCCAGAAGGGCAUCGACAAGCACAAAUGGGGCAAGAAGGUGGAUGAAGAGAAGGCGCGCGAGGUGUGUUUCAAGGCCUCCUGGAUCAUCAACAUGCUCCACGACGGUAUCGGCGUACCGCGCGUCGGCAUCGAGCCGCUCCCCGACUCGAAGAACACCACAGCUGUUCUUGACUCUGCAAAAGCAAAGGGCUUCCUCGAUCCCUUCCAGGCCGUCAAUAAGAUCAACGACGUGGAAGUGUCGUGGACGCUGGGCAAGAUGGUGCUCUAUGCCUCGUCAGAAGUUCCUCCGCCGGAUGAGAAAGCGCUCGCAGUCGGCUUUGGGUCCAAUGCCCCUGGUAUCCCCAAGGACUUCCAAUACCCCGGCGGCUCGUACCUCCCCUGGAAACACGACCCGCUCGACGACGACAACUGGCACCGCCUGUUUGUCGAAUAUCCCAGCCGCAUCCCCGCGCUCCUUGUCUUCGUCGUCAUCAUCGUCGUGAUCUUUGGCAUCAUCCUCGGCAAAGAGAAGCGCGCAGCCGUGCGCAAAUACGUCGUCGCGCUCUUCAAGAAACCCGGCAAGACCCACACGCCCCUCAAAGGCAAGCGCCGCGGCUUCCUGCCCAGCAAGCUCUUCGGCCUGGGCGGCUCCGGCGGGCAGACGUACGAGCGCGUCGACGCGGGCGAAGACGGGCUAUCCCACAACGACUUCGAGCUCGAGGAGACGUACCUCGACAGCUCCGACGACGACCGCCACUUCUCCGACGACUCGGAGGGCUCGCGCGUCGGCCGCACCAGCGGCUGGGCCACGCCGCAGAUCAAGAAGUCCGCCGAGCCCCUCACCCCGGGCUACUUCGCGGCCCAGGACGUCGUGGGCGCGGGCCAGGCGCUGGGCCUCGCGCCGCUCAAUGCGAUUGAGCGCGGCGGGCUGCUGGCGCGGACGGACAGUCGCGAGCGGAUCCGCAGUCGGGCGAGCAGUCCGAAGCGCGCGCGCAGCAAGAUGGGGAGUCUGGACGAGUGAUGAUGUGUUUGUUGUUCGCUGCAUGGGAUGGUGUACGGUGUUAGGACUGGUAGAUUCACGCAUUCUUGGGCACGGCGUUUGAGAUAAGGA
This is a messenger RNA of Boeremia exigua, 2365 nucleotides long. RefSeq names its product nucleoside phosphatase family-domain-containing protein. The coding region runs from base 149 to 2275 and encodes 708 amino acids. Gene Ontology annotation, biological process: nucleoside diphosphate catabolic process. The record is from RefSeq and is a predicted model, not a curated record. NCBI's taxonomy places the organism in Eukaryota, Fungi, Ascomycota, Dothideomycetes, Pleosporales, Didymellaceae. Gene Ontology annotation, cellular component: membrane. Gene Ontology annotation, molecular function: nucleoside diphosphate phosphatase activity. The transcript is spliced from 3 exons.